Messenger RNA from Diplodia corticola, 942 nucleotides. Its product is annotated as 60s ribosomal protein l6-1. The coding region runs from base 1 to 942 and encodes 313 amino acids. The transcript has 3 exons. NCBI's taxonomy places the organism in Eukaryota, Fungi, Ascomycota, Dothideomycetes, Botryosphaeriales, Botryosphaeriaceae. The record is from RefSeq and is a predicted model, not a curated record.
AUGGCGGCCAGGCUGCAUGCCUCGAGGCUGCCUGGUCUUCGUCCGGCCGUCACGAACAGGCUACCAAGCCUGCGGCUGUCGUCCAAUAACGCCAAACACGAAGCGCCAAAGUCUACUGCGGAUGGGCCGAAAGACUUCGUCGCGAAGCCGAAUAAGAAGAAGCCUCUCUUCCCCGAGCGCCUCUUGAUCUACAAUGCCGGAACGGGCAAAACCACCUGGAUCGCCUUCUCCAAGUUGGGCACGGUCGUCUUCUUCGCCUUUGGCUGCCUGGUGAUAGCACCGCGUCUCCACGAGGAUCCAGGAUCUCCGUGGUGGGCAGCUCCUGCUGCCAUCCUCCUCACCCCCAUCCCGCUCGUCCUCACCGCCGCCCUCACCUCCCCCUUCGUCAACUCCAUCUACCUGCACCUGCCCCGCUACGCGCGCGCCUCGCGCCCGCUCCUCCGCCGCUUCGCCGCCAACCCCCCCGCCGAGACGCUGCUCGACAUCCGCACCGUCCGCCUCAACGGCUACUGGAAGACGACGGGCACCACCGUCGGCGAGCUGCGCUUGCUUCCGCCGCGGCGCAGCGGCCUCCGAGGGCUCCUCGGCGGGCUGGCUAAUUUGGAGAGGGUGCCGAGGGUGGCGAGGAGGGGAGGGGGAGGGGGAGGGGGAGGGGGAGGAGGAGGAGGAGAGAAAAAGAAGAAAGCGGGCAAGGAGGAGGAAGGGGGCGGUGGUGCUGGUGAUGGUCGUCGUGGGUGGAAGGAUGUUUUGGGCGGGUUGGACACGCGGGGGGCAGACAAGCGGGGGCUGCUGCAGCGCUUCGCCGCGCUGUUUGUCGAGCCGAGGCGCAGGUUCUACGUCGAUCCGGCCGGGGGCGGCUCCAGGAGGAGCGCGGAGCCCGGCGUGGUGGAGUUGGUGAUGAAGGCGGUGGAGAGGCAGGGUCAGCAAGGCCAGCGCAAGUGA